UGGUAAGAAAAUAGAAAAGCAGGCGCGCGCACGGUGAAGAGAGACCAUAGACGUCAUGCUCAGAACUAGUUUGAAGAGAAAACGUUAAUCCCAAUCCUUCUCCUCUUUCCUUCGAAUCAGAGUCCAAAACGAUGUCGUUUGGCUCCUCCCUGUUGUCUCGUCCCCAUGCCGUUCGACUCUGUUCCAACAACAUCAGAACCUCUCGCUUCAGAGCCGCUGCCGAAGUCCCCGAUUCCCUCUCCGCAGAUUGGUUUGAAUCUCGCAAGAAAAGACCCUUUGGGCCACGAUUAGAUUUUAGUGCAGAAGAUGCUGUACAUUACCAGCUCGAAGCAUUGAAGUAUAACGACCAGCCUCGUCAAGACUAUGGAAUCGAGGUUAUGUAUAGGUUUGCUGGUUUUGAUCCAUUUGAAAGGUCUACUUAUUUUGGGCCUUUCUUUGAUUUGGGCCAGUUUGAAAGGUUCAGGCGAAUUUUUCACCAUUCCACGUAUCGGGUCUUACUAGGUCACAAGGAGAGAAAGAUCAUGAGCACUUUGUUUGUGGAGGAGAACAAAUAUAAGCAGCGGGUUUGGAUUCGUGGAAGUCGACCAGAGGAAGAGGAGAUUUUUCAAUUUACAAUGGUUCAGAGGGUUGGUGGAUGCUGGGAUGGUUACUGGCUGACAGAGUCUCUGCUUCAUGAUACAGAUACAUUUUCUGGUGGAUUAGCAUAUUAAAAGUCAUCUAGUGCAUGAAUCAGGUUCAUGAGGCUCCACUGUCAAAAGCAUGAAAUGGUCUGCAAUUACUAUCCUAUAAAUUUGUACAUGUGUAAAAAAUUCAGCUGUUAAUAUGUGUUGAAUAAGGAGAUAUAAUUUAUCUUCGCUAAUUAAAUGUUAACAUUCUUGUUAAUAUGUGUUUAAUCAGAGGAUAUAAUUUAUCUGCA
This is a messenger RNA of Cajanus cajan (pigeon pea), 916 nucleotides long. Its product is annotated as DNA-directed RNA polymerase subunit beta. Lineage: Eukaryota; Viridiplantae; Streptophyta; Magnoliopsida; Fabales; Fabaceae. The record is from RefSeq and is a predicted model, not a curated record.